GGAAGAGGAAAAACGACAGCUUCGGAUCGUCGUCGACUUGCCUUGCGUGACAACAUAAGGAUCGCGUCCAGGCCACGGGUUGCCCCCAUUUCACCUGCAACAUGUCCGACUUACUGAGAUAUAUCGACUAUGACCACAAAGCCACCUUUUUAAAGAUGCUCAACCAACAGAGGAUGGAAGGUGAGCAUUGUGACGUGGUGGUGGUGGUUGAAAAUAUCGAGUUUAGGGCUCACCGCUGCGUCUUGGCGGCGUGCAGCAACUAUUUCAAAAAGCUCUUCAAGAAACAGAGCGACGAGGACAACUCCAUCGUGGAGUUGGACUUCAUCCGCUCCGACAUCUUCGAAGAAGUGCUCAACUACAUGUACACAGCCAGGCUCGCCGUGAGGAAGAAGGACAUCAACAUGAUGAUGUCGUCCGGCCAAAUCCUGGGCAUCAACUUCCUGGACAAUUUGUGCACCCAGAAACGUGAGCUGACCAACAUGAAGACCCGGGAGAACCAGGCCCCGGGGGACCACGGGAUGAGGGCCCAAGACGCCAUUCUCAAGGAGCUGGCCAUGGAGGAAGUGAGGAAGAACAGUUUCUAUGACCAGGGUAUGGACGGCAUGGGACCGGGGGGUUCCCACGUCUCCCAACCCCACAACUACAGCACCAACAUGGGUAAGGAUCCCCACAGCCACGGAUGGGGCACCUCCUCCUCCAGCGACAUGAAGCUGGAGUACCUGCUAUAUGGCCACCGUGACCACGGCUCCUGCCAGGGACCCGGGACCAAGCCCAUGGACCACAAUGCCAAAAAGGAGAGGCUCCUCACCGCUAACCGGCCCUACGCCUGCGAGCACUGCCCCAAAGCCUUCACCACCGCCGCCCACCUAAAGGAGCACCUGAAGAUCCACUCUGGCUUCAAGCCGCAUCGCUGUGUGGUGUGCGGAAAGGCUUUCAUCAGAGGCCCCGACCUGAAGAGGCAUGAGAGGGUCCACAGCAACGAGAGGCCCUUUGGAUGCCAAAUUUGUGAAAAGGCAUUCAAGCACAAGUCCCACCUGAAAGACCAUGAGCGGCAGCACCGGGGCGAGCGGCCUUUCAACUGCGGCUCCUGCGACAAAGCCUUCAUCAAAGCGUCGGAUCUGAAGCGCCACUGGAACACCAUGCACAGCGGCAACCCACGCAGACAGAUGUCACUGUCCCCGGCUGCCUCUCAACAGGGCCAAGGAGAGACCACUGACCAGAGAGACUGGAAAAUGGAGACCGGCCCACACUCGCAUAAUUCGGGGGACUGUUGAGCCUGUGAGCGCACUUAAAACCGUUAACACACAACUGACAUGUCAAACACACACUGGCACAGCAUAACACACACACACACACACACAACACACACACUAUGAGAUAAACCAAUGUACACACAAACAUAUAUAUAUAUAUAUAUAUUAUAUAUACAUACACACACACACAAACUACGACCCUGUGAUAGGCUGUGUGGCCUUGAAUCACAUGGACAAUUAUCGGAGUGAGUAAAAAGAGAUCAUAGCAUGUUCAUAAGACUGUGGGGCUGUAUUAUUAUUCUAAGAGUUAUGUCGAAGCAAUGUUCUUUUUUUUCCGCCUGUAAAAUCAUGUAAAUGUUUAGUUCACUCUACUAUACGUAUAUUUUUCACAAAGCAUUGUUGCUAUGUAGACUGGGGGUCCCUCAUAACAUUAUUCUCUUUUACUUUUAUGGGAUAUGUAACAUUUAAAUGUUUCGUUUAACCUUUAAUGCAUUUUGAGAAGAUGAGAGAUACAACAAAAAAAAAAGAAGAUUUUUCUGCAUAACAUUUGUUGCGUUGAGUAUAUUCAUGUGGAUGUUUUUAAUGGAUGUGUUUAGUUGUAUUGAUUGGUAUUACACUGUAAGAGAUCACCAUUUUUGCAUUUGACACAGAUGAUACCAAAGUCUUGGGCCUCUAACGGAUUGUCUUGAAUAGGCUGUCCUGCCCAAGCAACCGGCCAACUAGAUUUACUGUUAUACAGUAUACCUGUCAUCCAGCUAUCAACAGUUAAUGAUAGAUGUCUGUAUAUACUGUAGCUUAGUUUGUUGCACAAUUAGAAUACACAAUAAUGAAAUAUGCACAUAUAACAUUGUCCUACUCCUACACUUUGACAAUAAACACCAUUUGCU
Lampris incognitus (smalleye Pacific opah) is the source of this 2140-nucleotide messenger RNA. Its product is annotated as zinc finger and BTB domain-containing protein 14-like. Gene Ontology annotation, molecular function: protein binding; RNA polymerase II cis-regulatory region sequence-specific DNA binding; DNA-binding transcription factor activity, RNA polymerase II-specific. Gene Ontology annotation, cellular component: nucleus. The coding region runs from base 102 to 1274 and encodes 390 amino acids. The transcript is spliced from 2 exons. The record is from RefSeq and is a predicted model, not a curated record. Lineage: Eukaryota; Metazoa; Chordata; Actinopteri; Lampriformes; Lampridae. Gene Ontology annotation, biological process: regulation of transcription by RNA polymerase II.